GAACUCCAGUAGUCAUCAACACUCCUACAUGUGAGAACAUGACUUUAUAUCAGUAAGAACUUGAGGCUCUUUAAAUCAAAUUUUCUCUCAGAAAGACGACCCAGUGGCUGAAAAAUCGCAGCACAGUGGAACCUUUGUUUUCCUCCGGGAGAAAAGGGAUUGUUUUGAAACCAUGGCAAACAGAGGGACUUCCCUCCUCCACCCAGCUACAGCCGUACCCUGCCUUCUUCUCUUCAUGAAUACCAAAGAACCGGUUUGUCCUUUCUGAACAGACAUGCAAAAUGGACAGGCACAGACACACACACAAACACACAAACACACACACACACACACACACACACACACACACACACGCACACACACGCGCAAAUUGUCUGUGCCUCACUCAUGCACACACGUUAAAAUAACACCCCACCCCAGUGCGUUGUGCUGCCAGCUGUUUCUGGUUAGGCAGUUGGGCCUGCAGUGAAGAGGAGGAGCAGAGAGGCCGGCCGGAGUCAUGGAGCGGCAGCUGGAGCUCGCUGCCCUCGGUCUGGCCUUCGCAGGGUGGCUUUGUGCCAUUCUGACACGCUGUCUGGCCCUGUGGAAGGUGAGCGGCACCCUGGACAACACCACGGCCUCUCUGCCUGCCUACUGGGACGGGGUGUGGCUGGAAUGGGAUCACUGGGACUUGGCCCACGAUGGCAGCCUGCACUGCUCUUUCUACCAGUCUCUCAUGUCUCUUUCUGGAAGUUUUCGGACGUGGAGAGCCCUCAUCAUGGCCGCCAUUGGAGCUGGGGCUUUCGCUGCGGUGAUUGCUGCGGUGGGGGCAGUGUGGUUCCCUAAGCGUGGCCAGAUCAAAGUGUUUUCUGGUGCUCUUUUUGUUUUGUCUGGAAUCCUGCUGCUGGUUCCCACAGCAUGGACGUGCCAUCAUAGCAGUCAGCCACUGGAGGGUGCUGUGCUGCUGAGAAGAGACUGGGGACCUGCUCUCUACCUCGGCUGGAUCUCCUUUGCUUUGAUGCUGGUCGGAGGGGUGUUUCUCACCACCAGAUGCCCCACCAGUGAGAGGCAGGUACAGCAGCAUGAAGGGAGCAGGUGCACGAAUCUAGAGGAGGAGGCUAACCACCCACUGAACAGGAUCAACAGGACUACGUUCACACACAGCCAGUAUGAACGCAGAUCAGAGCCCAUCUGAGGGGGCUGUUUUGUAAUAUAGAACUGAGUGUGACUGAUUAGACUGGAAUAUCAUCAAUAUGUGAAAUGGCUGUGGAUGGAUUUAACAGCAGAGGAAAAAUAUUGAGUAAUGAUGCACUGCUUUAAUAAAGUGUGGAUUUAACAUUAGAGAGCACAGUAACGUGUUAUUUAACUAGUUGUAUUGAUAAAGGUGUGUGUAGGACUUUGAUUUGAAGUGUUUGUUUCAUUUCUGUUGAAGCUAACACACUAUUUAUGCUGCGUAGCAUUGCUUUGCAUUCAAUUCUCAUUUCCCAAUUCAAUACCACUGCAACAUGAAACUUCUGAGCUUGUUUGACUUGAUGCAAUAAUUGAUAUUGAACUGAUUCCCAUAUUACUGUCUACUGACACAUGACAUUACUGUUUGAGUGAGUUCAUACUGUUCCUAGAACUAAAUACUGUAAAUAUGUUACACUACAUUAUAGUAUAUUAUAUAUAUAUACAUAUAUAUAGUACAGCAGUUUCCUAUUUGUUUGGUUUGUUGAGCAGCAAAUGUGUUUACAACUGAGAUGAGACUGAUGAGUCUGUGGAAUAAAGCUUUGAAAUGAAUCAGG
Messenger RNA from Seriola aureovittata, 1763 nucleotides. Its product is annotated as claudin-3-like. The record is from RefSeq and is a predicted model, not a curated record. NCBI's taxonomy places the organism in Eukaryota, Metazoa, Chordata, Actinopteri, Carangiformes, Carangidae. Gene Ontology annotation, biological process: bicellular tight junction assembly; cell adhesion. Gene Ontology annotation, cellular component: bicellular tight junction; plasma membrane. Bases 500 to 1174 code for a protein of 224 amino acids. The transcript has a single exon. Gene Ontology annotation, molecular function: structural molecule activity.